AUGCUUAGCUGUGUAAAAUCGUACAGUAAGGUGGCAGAAUUUGAAGAAGACGGUAUAGACUACGCCAUGCUGUCUGAAGAUGCUAACAGCCCUGCACAAGUCUCCACUGGUCCUGACUGUCCGAACAAUGACCAGAACACAGCCUCUGCAGUGUCCAUCCAUCCAACUGCAGACAGUUCAGAGGCCCCCCUGGCUUGUAGCUGCCCUGGGCAUGUGGUGGCAGUGCCUGUAGAGGCAGCUGUGCAGGCACUGGACAUGACAGAGGAAGGCAUCGCCACCUUGCUGUGCUACCUGGAACUGCACCAGAGGAAGUGGAUCGAGGUGCUCCAGCCAAUCAGAGCCUUCUGCACCGUCCAGUUCUACGGGGGGCCGGGGUUGCUACGGCAACUGGCGCGGACCAACCCCAUCAUCGCCGCGGCCGUUGCCAUGGAGAGGAAGAAGGGAGUCGACCACUCGACCAGCAACAGGUUAGAGUUCAACGUUGUGGAGCUGGCAGACAGGAUGGGGUGGGACCUGGAGCCUGUACGGAGAGACAUCCGGGCGCUCAAGUGGAAGAGGACAAACACAGGAGGUUACCAGCGGACGGGCCUGCUGGCGGAGUUUACGGAUGUGUCGUUCCUCCUGCGGGCGCCGGGCGACCUGACGGACGAUCAGCUGGAUGAGGUGUCGGAUUUCCUGUACGGACGGGUCGAGUCUCAGGAGCGGACGGAGCUCAGGCAGCUCAAGGCAGUCUUCCAGGCGCUGACAGACGUGUCACAUGAGGAGUUCUGGCACUGUGCGGAGGAAGUGGACCGGGCAAGGAGCGAGCAGCUCAAGGUCACCCUCAGGGAGUACUUCGAGAAGGAGCCGACACUUAAUGUUUCUUCAGACAGCUGUGAGGAGGAGGAGGAGGAACAGGUGCCGCUGAAGAACGAGGGCCAGGUGCGAGCGGACAUCCGUAGCUUCGUGUGUCUGCACCACGAUAGGAACUUCACUGGACGAGCCAUCGCUCGCAUCUUCCACGGGAUCUCCAGCCCCUGCUACCCAGCACAAGUCAGUAGUGUUUGUUUGUUUGUUUCUUUGUUUGUUUAUUAAGGAAUCUCCAUUAGUGUUAAC
Messenger RNA from Branchiostoma floridae (Florida lancelet), 1095 nucleotides. Its product is annotated as ATP-dependent DNA helicase Q4-like. The transcript is spliced from 8 exons. Lineage: Eukaryota; Metazoa; Chordata; Leptocardii; Amphioxiformes; Branchiostomatidae. The record is from RefSeq and is a predicted model, not a curated record. Bases 1 to 1074 code for a protein of 357 amino acids.